AUGCAACAGCGCACUGCCGGCUCUGACCAUCAUCACUUGUGUCACGUCCAGCAAGUCACGCCCUACCCAAAGGACAAACACCAUUUCUACCUGAAUGACAAUAAAAGCGAUGCCGUCGAACCUCAGCCAUACCACGCUUGUCGAGCUCUAAGCACCAAAAAGAUGGUUCAUUGUUAUUUCUGUCCUCACUUUCAAGGCCAGGAUGAUUGUCUCAAAAUAUCGGCUAUCAUGAUCGACGUGAAAUUAAAUGCAUUCACCUCCAACCCCGGUUUAAGUCUCCAGACUCGAGUGAAUACGAAGAGCACAACUACCACGCUGGUCAUGACCAUACCCAAGGUAUUCACCCCAACGAGCGACAACAUUGCCCAGCGACAGUCAAAAACAUUCACCCAAAAAGUCCAAAUGGCCUAUUUGACCGCGUCCACCAUCACGCUGCACCACAAGCUCCAGGUACUUGUGCUGGUGCUACCGUGUGUAGGUCACAUGAAGACGGGUGCGGAAGGAACAUAA
This is a messenger RNA of Penicillium coprophilum, 510 nucleotides long. RefSeq lists its product as uncharacterized. The transcript is spliced from 2 exons. The record is from RefSeq and is a predicted model, not a curated record. Lineage: Eukaryota; Fungi; Ascomycota; Eurotiomycetes; Eurotiales; Aspergillaceae. Bases 1 to 510 code for a protein of 169 amino acids.